Molecule: messenger RNA, 2479 nt
Organism: Hippoglossus stenolepis (Pacific halibut)
Lineage: Eukaryota; Metazoa; Chordata; Actinopteri; Pleuronectiformes; Pleuronectidae
Gene: creb3l4
Product: cAMP responsive element binding protein 3-like 4
Exons: 10
Coding region: 219-1529 (436 amino acids)
Biological process (GO): regulation of transcription by RNA polymerase II
Cellular component (GO): nucleus
Molecular function (GO): DNA-binding transcription factor activity, RNA polymerase II-specific; RNA polymerase II cis-regulatory region sequence-specific DNA binding
Source: RefSeq, a predicted model, not a curated record
CGGAGAAACGAACCGUGACGUUGUUGAGACUCGACCCGGAACAGGACGCUCCUCCGCCGGCUGCUCUCUGCUGACUGUCCCCGGAACUGGAGGCUCCUCCGCCGGCUGCUCUCUGCUGACUGUCCCCGGAACAGAGCUCCGUGUUGUCGGAGCCGCUGUGUGAUGAAGAACCGGAGACCGUGAACCGGAACCGGCCACACACCGAGUGAUUGACGGUGAUGGAUGCAGAGGGCGGGGAGCAGUUCCUCGGCGGCGGCGGCGGCAUGGCGGCAGACAGCUGGCAGCUCGAUGCUCCGUUCUGCUCCGACCUGGUGUUCUGCGGCUCAGAGAAACCCCUGCAGGACUGGGCGGUGGACCCCGACUGUGCGACCGUGAAUCACGACAGCGAAUCAGAGGACGUGCUCUACGGCGUCGACCCAAACGAGGUGUUCGGCAGCGGACGGGCCGCAGACCCCUCGUCCGAGAGCGACAGCGGCAUCUCUGAGGAUCCUGUCGCCGAGAGCCGUGUCGCCGUGGUGACUGGGGCGACCACCACGCCGAUCCCUGCAACCGUGUACCAGGUGGUUUACGACAUCAGCGGGCUGGGAGCUGUGAAGGUGGAACCUGGACAAGAGAAUGUGAUCUCCAUCGAGCUCGAUGAGUGGAGCUCCCAGGUGUUGUUUUCAGACUCGUGCAUCGUGAACGAGCUGCCCGUGGUCGCCGCAUCUCGCCUCGGCGGCCUGGCUUUCAUGGAUCCUCCCAGCUCUGACGACGGCCUGUUGUAUUCGGAACUUCAGCUGACGGAGGAGGAGCAGAAGCUGCUGAACCAGGAAGGAAUCUCUCUGCCCAACAACCUUCCUCUCACCAAGGCAGAGGAAAGAGUCCUGAAGAAAGUUCGGAGGAAAAUCCGCAACAAGCAGUCGGCUCAGGACAGCCGCCGCAGGAGGAAGGAGUACAUCGACGGACUGGAGGGCAGGGCGGCAGCGUGCUCGGCUCAGAACAAGGAGCUGCAGAGGACAGUGGAGCAGCUGGAGAAACGAAACAUAUCUCUUCUGACCCAACUUCGACAACUCCAGUCUCUGAUCAAACAGACGGUCAGUAAGGGAGCCCAGACCAGCACCUGCUUACUGAUCAUCCUCGUCUCUCUCGGUCUCAUCAUCUUGCCGAGUUUCAGUCCGUUCCGUCGUCACGCGUCUGGGGACGACGACUACAGACCGAUAGGAGUUAUUUCCAGAAACAUCCUGACAGACCCCUCCUCCUCCUCCUCCUCCUCCUCCUCCUCCUCCCAGUCGGUGGAAGGUGGGAUCGAGAGUCCGGCGGCUCAGUCCGACUCCUCGUCACCACCUUCUGCUCUCAGCCAAUCAGGGCGCCCGGAGGGAGCUGCGCUUGUCCCCCAAGAACCAAUAGAAAACCCUGAAAAUGGGGAUGUUGAUGGCACAGCCCAGGAGGGGGAACCAAAAGGGAACAGCUCGGCUCUUGUUGCGGAGCCGACUGCGGCGAGAAGAAGAAGCCGUGACGCGGUCAAACCGGCGCACGCCGACGAGAUGUAGACAAACUUUCAUGCUUCCUUCACGUCUGAUGUCGAGCUCGUGGAAGUUUUGUUGGAACGAAUUCAUGACGGCUGAAGGCGACUGUGUUACGCUUUGUUACAAGCUGUAAAAACAUAACCAGCAGGGGGCGCUCUGAUCAGUUGAUUAGCAUCAGAUGAUAUCUGUUGGAAAAGGUCUGAUGGGAAACAAUGAGACAAACAUGGCCGCCCGGGUACUGCUCAGGAAUAGUUUGUACGUUUUGACAAGAAGAACGACGCCGCUCUGUAUCGUGAAUAUGACGUAAGAGCCCGGAGACUGUUGACUUAGCAUGAAUAGCGGAAACUGGAAACCGCUAGCCUGUAUUUUUCCAACAAUAACAAUAGAAAACAACACGUUGAAUCUCACGUUUUGCCUUCGGAUCAUCUACACGACGAGUUUAAAGACGGUGAUUCUGUUUUCCUGUUUUACCUUGUUACACAGCGCCCUCUGCUGGGUCUCUCCAGCACUGCAGGAUUCUAUGGCUGAAAAAUCUCCAGACGAUUUAACGACCUAACUUCGCUUUGGCUUUUUUAUGAAAAAUGUUGAAUAUUUUGGAUGUGAAUUUGUAAUUAUUCUCCGUUUUAAUUGUUUAAAAAAAAAGAAGAGUUAAAGUUGAACGAGUUUAUCGUUAUCAGGCUUCACGAAGUGGAUUCAAUUAUUUAUUUUGUUCCAUUAACAUGAUGAAAAAGUUUAAUUAGCGUGUAAAUGGUGUUUUCUUAUGAAUUGAUCCAUUAAUGUUGGAAGAAAAUCUUUUUUUUCUGUCUGUUAAAAACAUUUUCAAAAGAAAAAUGUUCUAAACAUUAAUUAACUUCACGUCAUAACUGUCAUAGAUAUGAAUGGUUAGAUGUAAGAAUUAAAGAACGUCAUGGUCUGGUUUUCUGAAUCUGUUCUGAAACAUUUACACAAAUUAAAUCAAAGUUUUUUUAAUCUGA